AACAUCUUCAACCUCGCCGUCUUCACCGGGAUGGGACUGACCGACAGUGUCACCCUGUCACUCUUCUUUCUGGCCGUUUCGGACUUCUGCUUCAUAAUAAUGAGCACCGUGAUCCGGUCUUUUGUUCUGAUCCAGCAGUUUCCCCAGAUUUCACCCAACACGAUUAACCUUAAAGACCUGGUCCUCGCCUGUUUCUGGUACAGCAUGGUCUUCUACGACACCUCCAUGUUGAUCCGAGUCUACACGGCCGUGGCUCGCGCAUGCUGCGUGGCCAUUCCGUUGACCUUCAAAAACGUGUUCACGAACAAGGCAGCUGUUGUAUCAGUGGGUGUAAUAUUCAUCGCCGUCCUCGUAAGCCGUGUUCCGAUGUUGGUGUCCCAGGGUUUUUACGGCGUCGUCGACAGAGCAACGAAUGUGACGAGGUUUUUGUUUUACACAACUCCCUUGAGGCCAACAGCUCAGGCGAUCAACGACAUCCUCAAUCGCAACAUCGUCACGUGGGGCGCGAUCUGCCUCGUUCUCGUCUCGCUCUUUGUUCUAAAGUACAAACUGGUCUCCGCGGCUAGGUUCAGAUAUCAAUUAAAAUCUGGCCAAGCUGAUGUCAAAGGAGUGCCAGAAUAUUCAUCGUGGCAGAAGUCCGACUUGCAAAAAUCAAGUGUUAUUAAAAGAGCUGUAAGAUUUUGGGCUAAGACUCGGAAGCUGAGCACAGAUAAUGACGUACGCUCCUUCAGUACAAAAAUGGAUGUCGUCCUCGGCAAAAGAGAUCUUCAGGUGGUCAAGGUCGUUCUGAUUGUUUCCGUUAUCUUCAUCGUCUGCACGUUGCCGUCAUCCAUCACGGCUGUGGCGAAGAGACUGGAGCCUGAGUUUAGUAUCGGCUUUCGUUAUAAAAAUGUGCUCAUUCUCCUCACGAACGUAUUCGAUACGUCUUCGUACAUCAACUGUAGCGUCAAUGUCUUAGUGUAUUAUCAUUUCAACAGCAAGUUCCGUAAUGUCGCCAGGAGACUUCUGGGCAGCGUUGCUAAACAUCCAUAA
Molecule: messenger RNA, 1032 nt
Organism: Lymnaea stagnalis (great pond snail)
Lineage: Eukaryota; Metazoa; Mollusca; Gastropoda; Lymnaeidae
Source: the annotation of a GenBank genome assembly